Nothobranchius furzeri (turquoise killifish) is the source of this 713-nucleotide messenger RNA. Its product is annotated as protein S100-A10. The record is from RefSeq and is a predicted model, not a curated record. NCBI's taxonomy places the organism in Eukaryota, Metazoa, Chordata, Actinopteri, Cyprinodontiformes, Nothobranchiidae. Gene Ontology annotation, molecular function: calcium-dependent protein binding; transition metal ion binding; calcium ion binding. Gene Ontology annotation, cellular component: perinuclear region of cytoplasm.
GCGUUGCUCAAGCUGCGCCUCUUUCCACAUUCCUCCCAGGCACACGCCCUGUGACAGCGAAAAGAGAGAAAAAAAGAGUUGGACCGAGUGGAAGUUAAAUCACGGAAAAGAUAUGUGCUGCUGGGUGAUCUAGACUAGUGAGGAGGAUCCGCGAGAAGGGAAGGAACCGUUCCUCGUGUCUUUGAAACAUGGAGGCAGCAAUCAAGACUAUAGUGACGACAUUCAUUAAUUCGUCCAGGGGGAAGGAUAACCUCGACAGUAAAUCCUUCCAGAAACUGGUGCAGAAGCAGUUCAGCGGCACCAUGGAGGACACGGACAGCAGCUCGGCCAUUAAGGAGAUGCAGCGGGGACUGGAUGAGAACAGUGAUGGAAAAGUCAGCUUCGAGGAAUACCUCUCUCUGAUUGGCUACGUGGCGAAUGCCAUGAGUGAGAGGAAGUGUGGGUCCAACGCAGAUGCAUCGUAGAAGCGGCGGCGGCCAUCAUGGAGUCUUCAAAUCAAAAUACCCACUCUUUUUUUUUAACCUUCAAACAUUCCAGCCUCAGUGUGUGCAUGGGCCUUUACGUCAGUCCGUAAUCAUCGACCAGUGUCGAGUUCAGCCGUUUUCAUGCAGUCAUCUCCACUGAGAACGCAUUAAAGAACUUUGAAGGGCCUUUUUUUUUAUUCCAGCAACAAAAAGAAUGUGUUUACAAAAUAAAACCUACUUUGUUAUCCA